AUGAAGGCAACGAUGAUUCUCUUAUCGACAUUCUCGGCCGCUGUCGGCAUCAAUGCAGCCCCCAGCGAGCCAUGUUAUGGGCCCGAUGGUGCAGCAGGCGUCUGCCUCUCCAGCUCCGAAUGCACCAAACAAGGCGGCAAGACCAUCGACGGCGCCUGCCCAGCCGACGCCGCCAGCAUAAAGUGCUGCAGCAAGCCGAGCUGCGGCGCCUCCAAAGCCGGCAACUGCCGCUGGACGUCCGACUGCGACGCCAAGUCCCAGUCGAACCAGUGCCCCGGCCCGGGCGGGUUCAAGUGUUGCAGCAGCGACGACGAGGGCUUUGGCGGCUAUGCCGAGCCGGUGCUGCCGCCGGUGAGCCCCAAGUGUCUGCAGGUGGCGCGGGACGGGGCCGGCAAGAUCGUCGAGGCGUGGCCGGGCCGCAUCAGACAGGUGUACUGCGCGCGCGACUGCCAGUGUGGCGAGGGCAGCGACCACUGCUGCGGCAGGGCGACGGAUAUGAUGUGCUCCGACGCCGGGGGCUCGGCGACGCUGUCGGGGAGGGAGAUUGCUGAGUGGGUCAUGAGGAACCGGGACGAGCUGAGGCUGAGCUAUGUCAUCUGGGGUCAGAAGAUCUGGCACGUCAAGAACGACAAGGAGAUGGGCUGGGAUAAGUGGCGUACCAUGGAGGACCGGAAGGAUGUCACGCAGAACCACUGGGACCAUGUGCAUGUUAGCUACCGAUAG
Molecule: messenger RNA, 723 nt
Organism: Pyricularia pennisetigena
Lineage: Eukaryota; Fungi; Ascomycota; Sordariomycetes; Magnaporthales; Pyriculariaceae
Exons: 3
Coding region: 1-723 (240 amino acids)
Source: RefSeq, a predicted model, not a curated record